AUGAGCCUCUGCUUGGAAAAAGUCCGGCCUUCUCCCUUUUUCUCUCUUCUUUUCUGCGAUUUAAUUGUUACUUGGCUCCUAGAAAUCACCAUUCAAUUCGCUCGCCCCUUGCGGAAAGACACGCCAUCGUUUGUCAGUAGUAACACAAGCUCUGACACUCUCGUACCUGAUUCUGUGCCAGAAGAAAGACCAGCUAACCCGCGGAACCCCGCUCGAUAUCCAGUUAUUAUAAUGAAUUUGCACCGUGACGUCCGCUGGCAGGAACUGAAGGAUUUUGGAAGACUUACGGGAUGUCUUGUAGCAUACUGCGAUUUAGACCGAGGUCGCAAUGGACGAGGGUUCAUCGAGUAUUUCACUAGAAAAGACGCGGAAAAGGCGAUUCGGACGCUGGAUGGUAGGCGUCUACUCGGAAAGGAAGUGCGGGUUGUGGGUUGGGAAAGAUUGCGCUCGCGAGGGCGUUCGCGUUCAAGAUCGGUACCCGAGUAUUAUGAACGAUCUCGGCGUUCGUGUAGCCCUCGGAGGUCCACAAGAGAUUCUCCAAGGGAUCAUGUAUACUGCUCCAACGGUGAUUCGAUGACGACCGUAUACGAGCCUCGUUAUUACUAUCCACCUCCGCCGCCGCCACCACCACCACCAUACCCAUAUCACACACUGGAUAAACCGAGCCGCCCUUAUUUUUGCCCGGAGGAGGCUAGCCCGUAUCGCGAGACGGGUUAUGGAUGGGAUUCUCUGCACUACUACGAUUACUACAACUCUGGUCAAUACGGGGAGGAUACUAGGGCAGACCAUUCUUAUGGGAUGGCGGCCUACGAGUGA
Laccaria bicolor S238N-H82 is the source of this 816-nucleotide messenger RNA. RefSeq lists its product as uncharacterized. Lineage: Eukaryota; Fungi; Basidiomycota; Agaricomycetes; Agaricales; Hydnangiaceae. Gene Ontology annotation, molecular function: mRNA binding. The record is from RefSeq and is a predicted model, not a curated record. The transcript has 5 exons. Gene Ontology annotation, cellular component: nucleus; ribonucleoprotein complex; cytoplasm. Bases 1 to 816 code for a protein of 271 amino acids.